UUAUAGUUUAUAUAAUGAACACACAAUACCAAAGACAAUAUUGCAACCAAUCAAUCCCCUCUAUUCUCUAAUUAUAACAAAAAUUUAGAAGAAAAAAAAACAAGACAAAGAAAAAAGUUGGAAAAAAAGAUCAAAAAAACAAAUGAUCACCUACUAAGCUACUAUCCUACACAAAAAUACAGCCUAGAAAGAUGCUUCUCUUUCUGUCCCUUAUGAUGAUAUCCCAUGUCCUUCUCACUUGACUACAUAUAAAACCAAUCCAAAAUCCCCUCUUUUCAUUUUUGUUGUUUUCAUCUUCUUCUCCCUUCUACUCACUCCCUACACACUACACUAAACACCAACAUCAACAUAGCCAUUAGCCACCCCAAAAAAACUCUCCUCUUUUUCUCCAUUCAUUAUUCUAAUCAUUAUUUCUCUUCACUUUUUAUUUCUCAAAAAACCCAAAUCUUUAUCCAUCCACAAAAAAAACCCUAUAUAUAUAAGUCCCCCAAACACCCACAAAUCCGCAAACAACCCAAAAAAAACACUCACUUUCUUCUUCUUCCUCCCAAAAACAACAAAAUGAGAGAAUUUUGGACCUCAUUAGCUUCAUUAAUGGGUGUUGUAGCUUUUUGUCAAAGUCUCUUAACAACAAUUUUCCCACCUUCAUUUCGUUACACCUUUCUUAAACUCUUCAACCGUAUAUCCAACUACUUCUCCAAUUAUUGUUACUUCGACAUAACAGAAAUUGAUGGUGUCAACACCAAUGAACUCUACAACGCCGCCCAACUCUACCUUAGCUCCACCACCGCCUCCGCCGCAGGCCGCCUAAGUCUUACUCGCUCUCUCAACUCCUCCGCCGUAACUUUCGGACUAGCUCACAAUGACACUCUUUUCGACACUUUUAAAGGCGUCACCAUCCAAUGGGAGCACAUUGUCACUCAACGUCCCUCACAGUCCUUCUCAUGGCGACCCGUACCCGACGAAAAACGCGGGUUCACUAUCCGGGUCAACAAGUCCUGCAAGGAUAUAGUCUUGGGCCCGUACUUGGAUCAUAUCAUGGGCCGGGCCGUGGAUAUUCGCAGGCAGAAUCAAGACAGGUACUUGUACACCAAUUCCCGUGGCGGGUCGUUGGACUCGGCCCGGCCCGGUCACCCGUGGGAGGCGGUGCCGUUUAAGCACCCUUCGACGUUCGACACGCUUGCGAUCGACCCGAAGAGGAAGGCCGAUAUCAUGGCCGACCUCAGGGAGUUCGCCGCGGGCGAAUCCUUCUACCGGGCCACGGGUCGGGCCUGGAAGAGAGGGUACUUGCUUUACGGCCCGCCCGGUACGGGUAAGUCGAGUAUGAUUGCUGCUAUGGCUAACCACCUCAACUAUGAUAUCUACGACCUCGAGGUGACUGAGGUUGGGUCUAACUCUGAGCUGAGGAAGCUUCUUAUGAAGACGACUUCGAAGUCGAUUAUUGUUAUCGAGGACAUCGACUGUUCUGUCGACCUUUCGGAUAGGAAGAUUAACACCCCUAAUCACCACCACAGAGGUUUCCACCACCCGGGCCCGGAUGAUGGGCUGUCCGGGCCUGGGUCGGUGACUUUGUCGGGCUUGUUGAACUUCACGGACGGGCUGUGGUCGUGUUGUGGGAGUGAGAGGAUAUUCGUGUUUACGACGAACCAUGUAGAGAAACUUGAUCCUGCAUUGCUAAGGUGUGGGAGGAUGGAUAUGCACAUACACUUGAGUUAUUGUUCCUUUGAAGCAUUGAAGAUAUUGCUGAAGAAUUACGUGGGGUUAGAGGAUGGAGAAUUGGAUUCUCAGACGAUGGCUGAGUUCGAGGCAGUGGUGGAGAAGGCGGAGAUGACACCGGCUGAUGUGAGCGAGGUGUUGAUUAGGCAUAGGAGAGAAAGGAAGAGGGUGGUGAAGGAGUUGCUAGAGGAGUUCAAAAGGAGGGCGAAUGGUAACAAAAAUGGAAGAAUAGGCCCGAAUUCGAUUUUCGAGGAUCAAGAAGAGGAGGAGAAGAGGGAGUUAUUAGAGAUGAUGCAUAACAACAAUGGAGGUAAUAGUAGUAAUGAUCAAGAAGAAAAGGAAGGUAAUGUUGUGGUGCAUGAUCAAUUUUUUCCCAAGGAGACACAAGUUGAUAAGAAGUUCAAUUAGACAAAAAAGAAGACAUCAAGUACAAUAGUGUAAUGUUUCUUGGUUACUUCUAUUUUUGUGUUUUUCAAAGAAAAGAAGAUUUGAGAGAUAGGAAAGAGGGGACAAUGUUUUGGCAAUGUUAAUGAUGAGAUGAGUGAAUUCUAAGGGUUUUGGGAACAAAAAAGUAAAGUGUAGGUAUAGUUGAUCUCCUUUGCAUUGAAGUUAAGUUAAAGAUGAAGUUGAUCAUAUCUUUGCUUGGUUUACUGUUGUUUGAUUAAUAUUAGUGGUACUAAGUUUAAGUUAUAGUAGUAGUACAUUUUAUGUCGUGGAAAUUAGUCAGCUCAUUAGAUGCAUAUAGGGAUUGGACAUGACAAGAGAUGCAUUUUUACCCCCCAUACAUAAAGUGAUGUUGAUCCAUAUAUAUUUUGUGCAUCAUCUAUCUUCAAUUUUCUUUUUUCUCAAAUCCUUGUUAUAUCGUCAAUAGAUUAGUGGAUUGUGUUGAUCCUUCUUUA
Messenger RNA from Beta vulgaris subsp. vulgaris (sugar beet), 2615 nucleotides. RefSeq lists its product as hypothetical. The coding region runs from base 562 to 2124 and encodes 520 amino acids. NCBI's taxonomy places the organism in Eukaryota, Viridiplantae, Streptophyta, Magnoliopsida, Caryophyllales, Amaranthaceae. The transcript has a single exon. The record is from RefSeq and is a predicted model, not a curated record. Gene Ontology annotation, molecular function: ATP hydrolysis activity; ATP binding.